UGCUGCACUCGGGCGAGUAUUUCCUCUUCGAGUCGGACAGCGAGGAGGAGGAGGCCGGUGUGGAGGAGCAGAGGCCGGCCAAGCAGAGAGCCUUCCAGGCCACGGUCGGGCUGGGGGGCAGAGCAGCCCCUGCCCCUCCUGACCCCAGCUUCCCCCCCGCAGCGAGGAGCAACGUGGUGCAGCGGGCGCUGAACAUGGGGCGUUUCCUGUGGGUGCUAGUCCAGGCCACGGUGGACGGGCUCACCCAGUGGCUCCGCGCCUUCACCAGGGAGCACCGGGACAUGUCCACCGUCCUGUGGGUGGAGAGAUACGUCCUCACCCAGAAGCUGGCCCAGGGAGACGAGGUGCACAGGGGGGUCCUGGACGGCCUGUACCAGCCGGCGCCGGGCGACGAGACGGGUCUGCUGGUGGCCACCAUUGUGGAGUCUCCCAACAGCAUGGCUUCAAGGCAGGUGCAUAGAUGGCCCGGGGGGGCCAGACAGGGGUGGCGCAGCCCAAAGCCGGGUUCCUCUGCUUUCCCGGCUCCCCCUCCCCUGCCCAUGCCAUCCUUCCCCCACGGCUGCUGCUCCCCCCUGUGCUGCAGCGGCAUGACCACCAGGGGGCAGUGCAGCCCCGGCCGUGGCGCCCCCCAGGAGCUCCUGCUGUAUCCCGAGAACCGGCCCCGGACGGCCAGCGAGCUGCUCUCCAACAGACAGGCCUACUUCGAGGAGCUGGAGGAGUCGGAACGGUUCUACCAGGCGCAGAACCGCUUCCUCCGGCUGCUGCUGGCCCUCUACCACUUCGUGGCCGCCCAUUCCGAGCUGCUGUGCUACUUCAUCAUCAUCCUCAACAACAUGGUGUCCGCCUCCGUCAUCUCCCUCGUCCUGCCCAUCCUGGUCUUCCUGUGGGCCAUGCUGUCCAUCCCGCGGCCGAGCAAGCGCUUCUGGGUGAUGGUGGUGCUGAAAUACCUCUGCCAGUUCGGGUUCUUCCCCUGGAACAGCUACGCCCCCAAGCCAUUCUUCCCCCCGCGCAUCCUGGGCCUGGAGAAGACCGACCGCUACAUCAAGUACGACCUGCUCCAGCUGAUGGCUCUGUUCUUCCACCGCUCCCUUCUGCUGUGUUAUGGCCUGUGGGAUAACAAGGAGGACGCCUUUGCCAAGUGGAAGCGCGAGGCCGAGCGGGCGGCGGAGGAGAAGCAUGAGGCACCGGAGCAGCUGGCCAGGCCCGACAGGGGGGACGGGGCGGAGGUGGGAGCCCCCGCCCCUGGAAGAGGGGGCUGGGGAGGGGGAGAAGGGGACCCACCUGCGCUUCCGGAAGAAGAAGGAGAAGAGGCGGUGGAGCAAGAAGUGGAAGGCGGUGGAAGUGAGGAGGAGGCAGAGGUGGAAGUGGAGGCGGAGGCGGAGAUGGAGACGGAGACGGAGGCAGAGAAGAAGCAGAGCCCAUCCCGGGAGAAGCUAAAGGCAGCUGGGCUCAGAGUCAAACUCUUCUUCCUCACUGUGCCGGAGGCCUUCCUGGUCAUGCUGCUCAUCCAGUUCUCCACCAUGGUCAUCGACCGGGCCCUCUACCUCCGCAAGACCGUGCUGGGCAAGCUCAUCUUCCAGGUCCGUCCCACCUCCUCGCUGUCGGACGACCAGGUGCCGGAGGCCUUCCUGGUCAUGCUGCUCAUCCAGUUCUCCACCAUGGUCAUCGACCGGGCCCUCUACCUCCGCAAGACCGUGCUGGGCAAGCUCAUCUUCCAGGUCUUCCUGGUCUUCGGCAUCCACCUCUGGAUGUUCUUCAUCCUGCCGGCGGUCACCGAAAGGAUGUUUAGCCUGAACCCGGUGGCCCAGCUGUGGUACUUUGUGAAGUGCAUCUAUUUCGCGCUGUCGGCCUAUCAGAUCCGCUGUGGCUACCCCACCCGCAUCCUGGGCAACUUCCUGACCAAGAAAUACAACCACCUCAACCUCUUCCUCUUCCAAGGGUUUCGCCUGGUGCCCUUCCUGGUGGAGCUGCGGGCCGUGAUGGACUGGGUCUGGACAGAUACCACCCUGUCCCUCUCCAACUGGAUGUGCGUGGAGGACAUCUAUGCCAACAUCUUCAUCAUCAAGUGCAGCCGGGAGACCGAGAAGAAAUACCCGCAGCCCAAGGGCCAGAAGAAGAAGAAGAUCGUCAAGUACGGCAUGGGCGGCCUCAUCAUCCUCUUCCUCAUCUGGUUCCCUCUGCUCUUCAUGUCGCUGGUGCGCUCCGUGGUGGGCGUGGUCAACCACCCCAUCGACGUCACCGUCACCCUCAAGCUGGGGGGCUACGAGCUGCGGCGGGAGCUGCUGAACGGCUCGUCGGACAUCACGCUGCGCUUCACCUGGAACUUCCAGAGGGACCUAGGCAAGGGGGGCACCGUGGAGCACACCUUCGAGAAGCACACCACCGACCUGCUGCCCGGCCCCCCAGUCCGCACCGAGCUGGCCAACCUGCUGCAGGAGACCAGGGACGCCCCCCCGGGCUCAGGGCUUCCCGCUGUCGUGCUCGAGGGGGCCCGUCCCCACCCUCCGCUCCAGCCCGGCAGCCCCAGGGGCAGCCCCCCCCAGCCUGCGCUGACCCCGCCUCCCCCUGGCAGGAUCAUGGGCCUGUACGUGUCCAUCGUGCUGGUGAUCGGCAAGUUCGUGCGGGGCUUCUUCAGCGAGAUCUCGCACUCCAUCAUGUUCGAGGAGCUGCCGUGCGUGGACCGCAUCCUCAAGCUGUGCCAGGACAUCUUCCUGGUGCGCGAGACCGGCGAGCUGGAGCUGGAGGAGGAGCUGUACGCCAAGCUCAUCUUCCUCUACCGCUCGCCCGAGACCAUGAUCAAGUGGACGCGGGAGAAGGAAUAGCAGGGACACGCCGUGACCUGCAGGCUGGGAGCCCUGGGCCCCCCGGACCCCUGCAGCCUUAACCCAGCCCCGGGGGCUGCAGGCCUGAGCCAGCCCCGUCCCCUGGCCUGCCAGGGACACCAGCCCUGCCUGGGGGGCGGAGCGGUGCCCUGCGCCACCCGCAGGGGAGCCUGGCCUUGUGCUUUUUAAAGGAAGUUUCUUAACUGCUUUAUUCCCGGCAGCUGGGGGCAGUGCCCGCUGGGUGGGGGGAGACGCCUACCCGGCCCCACCUCAGUGCCUUGCUCGCAGCCCAGAGCAGGGGGGCUCUGGAUCCCAUUCAGCAGCUGCUCCUGCCCAGGGAAGAUGAUGGUCGUGGGCCCCCUGAACUCCCCGCUGCACCUGCCUCUCCACUCCUGCAGCGGCAACUCCCAGCCAGCCGGCCACGGUCAGCUGGCCCAGGUGCUCGGUGCCCUGUGAAGCCGGUUGCGGUCACACUCCGAAGCAAUACUCCUCCCCCAGCCGUGUACCGGCCAGC
Molecule: messenger RNA, 3336 nt
Organism: Pelodiscus sinensis (Chinese soft-shelled turtle)
Lineage: Eukaryota; Metazoa; Chordata; Testudines; Trionychidae
Source: RefSeq, a predicted model, not a curated record